Molecule: messenger RNA, 1712 nt
Organism: Echinops telfairi (small Madagascar hedgehog)
Lineage: Eukaryota; Metazoa; Chordata; Mammalia; Afrosoricida; Tenrecidae
Gene: TTC29
Product: tetratricopeptide repeat domain 29
Exons: 12
Coding region: 77-1507 (476 amino acids)
Molecular function (GO): protein binding
Source: RefSeq, a predicted model, not a curated record
CACCUGACGCCAGCGGGGGGCACUGCGUCCGACCGGAGCCCCGGAGUUGUCCCCCAGGUUGUCCACCGAGGGCAAAAUGACCACCCUGCCCCCACUGCCACUGAUCCGUCCAAAGCUUGCGUCCAUAGCGCGACAGAAGCUGCCAUGCUCCUCCAAAGUCCUCCCAAGAGCUCAACUGAUCAAAGAAAAAGAUGACAUAGAUCAUUAUGUGGAAGUGAAUUUCAAAGGAUUAUCAAAGGAAGAGGUUGCUGCUCACAGGAACUCGUACAAGAAGAACAUCUGUGUGGACAUGCUACGGGAGGGCUAUCAUAAGUCCUUCACGGAGCUCUUCUACCUGAUGGAGCAGUGGGACACCCUGCGGGAGGCUGCGAAGGCCAGGUCCACCUUGUGGUUGCAGAGGCCCCUGGAAGAGCAGCCUGAUAAACUGGACCACUUGUACCACUACCUGACCCGGGCUGAGAUUGCUGAAAGGAAAGAGUACUUUGAAGAUGUAUAUAAUAACUUGUAUGCUCUGGCCUGUUACUUCAACACUCCUGAAGACCAGUGGGUAAGGAAUCACUUUUAUGAACGAUGUUUUAAGAUUGCUCAACUGAUCAAAAUUGACGGAGGGAAGAAAGAAGCCGAAUCGCACUCGAACAUGGGCCUUCUCUACGAAGAAGAUGGUCAGCUUCUUGAAGCUGCUGAGCAUUAUGAAGCAUUCCAUCAACUGACGCAAGGGCGGAUAUGGAAGGACGAGACAGGCCGCUUUCUCAACUUGUUGGCCUGUGAGAGUCUCCUGAGGACUUACAGAUUACUCGCAGACAAAAUGCUCGAAAAUGAAGACUACAAACAGGCCAUCAAAAUUCUAAUAAAAGCUUCUGAAAUAGCCAAAGAAGGAAAUGACAAAAAAAUGGAAGGAGAGGCUUCCUAUUAUUUGGGCUUAGCAUACUGGUCUGCUGGGGAUCACAAAUCAGCAUUAACAGUCCUUAAUGCUUUAACUAAAAUCUCCGAAGACCUGGAUGAUGAGCUCAGUCUGGGGAGAGCGUAUGAAGCCAUUGCCAAGGUCCUGCAGAGCCAAAGAGAAAUUCAAGGAGCCAUUAAAUGCUUGAAAAAAGUUCUGGAAAUUGCAAGAAACACUUUUCAAAACCUAAAUAUUGUGCGAGCAAGUACAAUGCUUGGAGACAUUUACAAUGAAAAGGGGUUCUAUAGCAAAGCUUCUGAGUACUUCCAGCAAGCUUUUGACACAACAGGAGAACUAGCAAUCGUGCCUCUGAUGGAAGAAACGAAGGUUCACUAUGGGAUAGCCAAAGCUCACCAGAUGAUGCUGACGAUGAGCAAUUAUAUAGAAUCCGAGGACAUCACCAGUCUUGGCUACCUGCUGUCAUGGAAAGAGAGCAGAAGUAACAUCACCUUUGACCAGACUGUCGGAUCUAGAAAAUCCACAAUGGACAGGCUAUCUCAAAAUUCAGAUACUUUAGAGGAAGAAAUAAACAGGUUCCUGGAAAAGCAAAAGAAACAUCCUCUAUAAAGCAAGAAGAAAUUUACCAUCUCACCUUAACUUUGAUGCAUGUAAUAGAAAUAUGUUACAAACCAUAUAGGUAGAGUUAUAAUAAAACUGACUAUGAUUGUGCUGUCUUUGGAUUUUGUAUUGCAAUGUAUUACUGCAAAUUAAGUUUAAAAUAUCCUAACUCUGAAAAUAAAAAAUCUCCCCAAUACUAAAAAUAUCAGCAAUU